ACCAGGCGCCGUCGGCUCCGGGACCCGCGAGCCGCCAGCACCGCACCAUGAGAUCCCAGGCGGCUGCCGGAGCCCGGGAGGCGCGGAGACUCCUCUGCCACUGUCCCAGAGAUGAUCCCGGGAGGCCACGGCUGCCUCCAGGGCCCGAAAGUUCCUCUCCGGCUCUGUGGAGACCUUGGGUGCCGCUUCCUGAAGAUGCCCCGCUGACCAGAACUGGAAGCCCGUGUGAGCCUUGGGGGAACCAGCAAACUUUAGGAUCAAAGGGAGCCUUCGGAUUCCAGCACCCUGUCAGACUUUACUUACCCCUUUCAAAGCGUCAAGAAUACCUGCAGAGUUCUGGGGAAAAAGUGUUGGCCAACUUCCCAGUGCAAGCUACCAUUCAUUUCUACAACGAUGAAUCUGAGUCGGACGACGAGGAGGAGGAGGAGCAGGAGGACAGCACAAAUAGAGCUGGCAAGCCUCUAGGGAGGACGGGACGGCCUCUGGGGUGACUGCAGGGAUCAGUCUCUCUCCUGUGCUGGUCUCCCUGUCCUGGGGACAGACAGCCUUGCCAGGAUUCAGCCUCCUGUCCAGUUUCCUCCGAGGCCGUGACUCCACCCAGCACCUACAAAAGCUAGGGACUCCGCUUUUAACUCUGUGUGUGUGUGUGUGUGUGUGUGUGUGUGUGUGUGUGAAUGAUUCAUUUGAUUGCUCAGUAGCUGUCUGAAAAAAUAUUCUCUUACUUGUGAAAAAAGUGAAACCCUGAAUAAUUUCCACUGGAAUAAGAAGCCAGAAGACAUAAUCUUUUUAGGGGAUGAAGAGGCGUUUCCGAGGCCUGGGUAAGGGCUGUGAGUAUAUAUAGGCUGUAAAGGGACAAGUUUUCUGACUCGGUGCCUAGUAUGAUCUUGUUAUUUGAUGAAAUACUAUUUUUAAUUGAAAUGUCUUGUGUAAAUUAGUUUGAAUUUUGUGAUUUUGAUAACCCAAGGACUAUGCCCCUCAGGGCUCUCCUGAAUUAUCUUACCUGACCCCGUCUUCCUGUAUAUAUACCACUUUGCAGGAAUUUUU
This is a messenger RNA of Phodopus roborovskii (desert hamster), 1044 nucleotides long. RefSeq names its product ripply transcriptional repressor 3 (gene Ripply3). The record is from RefSeq and is a predicted model, not a curated record. Gene Ontology annotation, biological process: negative regulation of transcription by RNA polymerase II; embryonic pattern specification. The transcript is spliced from 4 exons. Gene Ontology annotation, cellular component: nucleus. Bases 48 to 491 code for a protein of 147 amino acids. Lineage: Eukaryota; Metazoa; Chordata; Mammalia; Rodentia; Cricetidae.